Molecule: messenger RNA, 519 nt
Organism: Neoarthrinium moseri
Lineage: Eukaryota; Fungi; Ascomycota; Sordariomycetes; Amphisphaeriales; Apiosporaceae
Exons: 3
Coding region: 1-519 (172 amino acids)
Source: RefSeq, a predicted model, not a curated record
AUGGGUGGCCGCGUUUGGUCAGAUCGGGAGGAAAGAUACUUCUGGCGAAAGGCAAUGCCCCGUUCGCCAAAGCGCGUCGGGGCGGAUCGUGCAAAGACCGAAAAGGCUUGGUCUGAGCUAGCUCCCAUCAUGCAAAGAGAAUUGGGGGAGUAUGCUCGUCGCCAGUAUACUGGUACAAUGCUGUUCGAACAUUAUUUCCAGAACAUCGAAACUCAACGAGUAUCACCUAACGCAACCUUGUAUGUGCGGGAGUAUCUGAGGAAGUCUGGGUCGUUCAACUCCAACCAUCCGUUCCUUAGAGGUCCUCGCAGUAUGGGCCGUGGCAUCCGGCCAAGCACCGGCUCGGUCAACACUAGGGAUGGCGGUCAUACUACUGGCCACGCAAGAUCACAGCGCUCACGUCCGCUUCCCGAUGACUCCUCCUCACGCCAGCUCCUUACCGAGGGUUUCCUUGAGAGCUCCAAGUCUGCCAAACAUCAAGAUCACCGCUACCAGGGCGACGAAGAGGAUGAAGACUGA